Paralichthys olivaceus (Japanese flounder) is the source of this 2400-nucleotide messenger RNA. RefSeq names its product 6-phosphofructo-2-kinase/fructose-2,6-biphosphatase 4a (gene pfkfb4a). Gene Ontology annotation, biological process: fructose metabolic process; fructose 2,6-bisphosphate metabolic process. Gene Ontology annotation, molecular function: ATP binding; fructose-2,6-bisphosphate 2-phosphatase activity; 6-phosphofructo-2-kinase activity. The record is from RefSeq and is a predicted model, not a curated record. Gene Ontology annotation, cellular component: cytosol. Lineage: Eukaryota; Metazoa; Chordata; Actinopteri; Pleuronectiformes; Paralichthyidae.
CGUUGUGUGUCAGACCGGAGCACGUGACUCCUCCUUAGGGAGAGAAGCGCCGGGCGGGUAGUCCUCCCGCAUCCAUCCCGCACGGCAGCGCAGAUGAAACACCGGUCACCUUCAGAGCAGCCUCCCGGGAAAAGGCCCCGUGAUCCCGGUGCGGCCGCCUCCAGCUCCCCGGCCGACGGAAUGGAGGACAAAGCGCCGUCAAAUCCGCGGGAACUCACGCAGAACCCGCUGAAGAAGAUCUGGAUGCCGUAUAAAAAUGGCCUUCCAGAAAAACACAUUUCUCAGAGGAAGGUAUGCAUGACAAACUGUCCCACCCUGAUUGUGACAGUGGGCCUUCCUGCCAGGGGGAAGACCUACAUCUCCAAGAAACUGACCCGCUAUCUGAACUGGAUCGGGGUUCCCACCAGAGAGUUCAAUGUCGGCCAGUACAGGAGAGACUUUGUGAAGAUCUACAAAUCCUUCGAGUUCUUCCGUCCUGACAAUGAGGAGGGGUUAAAGAUCAGGCGACAAUGUGCCUCAGCAGCGUUGAAUGAUGUGCGACAGUACCUCACAGAAGAAGGAGGCCAAGUUGCAGUGUUUGAUGCAACAAACACCACCAGAGAAAGAAGAGAGACCAUCAUCCAGUUUGCGGAGCAGAAUGGAUUUAAGGUGUUCUUCGUGGAGUCUGUGUGUGAAGACCCAGAUGUCAUACAGGAGAACAUUGUGCAAGUGAAGCUGGAAAGCCCCGACUACACCAACUGCAACACAGAGGAGGCUGUGGAGGAUUUCAUGAAGAGGAUCAAGUGUUAUGAAAACUCCUACGAGACACUGGAUGAAGUUCUGGACAGGGAUCUCUCCUACAUUAAAAUCAUGGAUGUGGGUCAGCGCUAUCUAGUGAACCGGGUGUUGGACCACAUCCAGAGCCGGAUUGUCUACUACCUCAUGAACAUCCAUAUCACGCCGCGCUCCAUCUACCUGUGCCGCCACGGCGAGAGCGAGCUCAAUGUCAAGGGACGCAUCGGAGGAGACUCGGGCCUCACUACUGGAGGCAAGGAGUUUGCUAAGAAGCUGAACCAGUUCAUCCAGGCGCAGGGCAUCAGUGACCUGAAGGUGUGGACCAGUCAGAUGAAGAGAACCAUCCAGACAGCAGAGGCUCUCUGUGUGCCAUAUGAACAGUGGAAAGUCCUGAACGAAAUUGACGCAGGAGUGUGUGAGGAGAUGAUGUAUGAGGAGAUCCAGGGGAACUAUCCUCUGGAGUUUGCCCUGAGGGACCAGGACAAAUAUCGCUAUCGGUACCCGAAAGGAGAGUCCUAUGAAGACCUGGUGCAGCGGUUGGAGCCGGUCAUCAUGGAGCUGGAGAGGCAGGAGAACGUUCUGGUCGUCUGUCACCAGGCCGUCAUGCGUUGCUUAUUGGCCUAUUUCCUGGACAAAACUGCAGAGGAACUGCCGUACCUGAAGUGCCCAUUGCACACAGUGCUGAAGUUAACACCGGUGGCCUACGGCUGUAAAGUGGAGUCCAUCAGCCUAAACGUGGAUGCGGUCAACACACACAGAGAGAGACCAGAGAAUGUGAACCUCCAUCGCACGGCUGAGGACGCCCUGCAGACCGUCCCUCCUCACGUCUGACAUUAAUGGAUGAUGAAGUUUGACUCUUGUGUUUCUUUUGUUCACCUUGCCAAUCUGCACAACCUGUUCACAGUGGUGACUGUCUGGUGAUGGGCCUCCUCCUCCCUCAGAACCUCUGCCACAUGCACACAUGCACUUCUGUGUGAAACCCUCAAGUUUGUCUCUUUUAAUAUUUGAAGGAAGUUGGGAGCAGGAAGAGAGUUUGGGCCUCAGAGUUUAUAUUUGAAAACCACUUGGUGUGGCUCUCAGUGUAACUGGUCCGAGCCACUGUGUUGCACAGAGGGGGGGGGGGUUUGAUUGUUAGGAUACUCAGUGUGUUCUCAUUGUGUUGAUGGUGAAGUUCACUGCAGUAUAUAUUUUGAAGUAUUAACCACGUGGUGUCAUUGAGUGAUGGUGUAGCUCCCUGCUAUAUGUUUGACGUGUUGCUGUGUUGUGCCAUCAUUGUUUCACAUGAAGGUGUCCAGUGAUGAUUCGCAAUAUGAGCCUACUUUGAAAAAACAAUGAGGCUCGCUCAUUUGGACAAUAUGGUGAUGUCAUGGAUGGACUGGGUCAUUAUUUUCUAUGGUGACAACAUUCAAUUUAAAUAUAUAAUAUAAAUGUCUUCAUCCUUAGCUGUGUGGUCUACAGUAGAAGCAGAUGUUAUAUGUAGAUGAUGACUCUACACUCCAGACCUCCAAUGAUGGUACAACUUGCCUCUUUUUGCAUUUCAACACUAAGUAUUGGAAAUGCAAAACUAUAACAUGAGCUCAAAGCUGUUGAUAAUAAAAAAAGUGUUAUUUUUGUACACCAACCUGC